Molecule: messenger RNA, 435 nt
Organism: Strongylus vulgaris
Lineage: Eukaryota; Metazoa; Nematoda; Chromadorea; Rhabditida; Strongylidae
Source: the annotation of a GenBank genome assembly
AUGGCUCUGGAAACAGAAGCACAAACAUAUGCCAGCAUGUGUCCAAUAAGUGAAUCUGAUGUCGCAACUCGUCCAGCUUCCGGCGAAAAUUUUGCAUUCAUUUCGUCAUCCACUUCGCCUCUUGAUGCUGCUGUUCGGGCUGUGAAAUCAUGGUGGAGUAUAAUAUUCAUCAAUGGUAUAAACUGGAGAGUGGUUUAUACGGAGUUUCUGGAAAGGAAACCACUCUCGCCAAGUAGUUUUACCCAGAUGGCAUGGGCUGGUUCGUACAGACUCGGUUGCGGUAUGAAUCGUUGCUUUUUUGGAAGAGUAGUCGUGUGCCGCUAUCGCCCUCGUGGUAACGUGUAUCAGCAACAAAUUUACAUCCCCGGUCGUGUAUGCGGUAGCUGUUUUGCCGGUAACUGCGUUGACGGGCUUUGUCCUACACCUACAACCUAA